Messenger RNA from Macrobrachium nipponense, 4497 nucleotides. Its product is annotated as homeobox protein 2-like. Lineage: Eukaryota; Metazoa; Arthropoda; Malacostraca; Decapoda; Palaemonidae. The record is from RefSeq and is a predicted model, not a curated record.
UUGGCAACGUCGUCGAAGAGAAUACACGCGGCGAGACAGUCAGUCUUCUCGGGAGCUAUAUCGAAGUGUGCGAGCGUGGCCUAGUACCAUCCCGUUUUCUUUCAAGUUCUUCUUGCGCACGAAUUUAAAACUCCGCUUUCAUAGAUCGAAACUGGUAACGAAUAUUGCUCAUCAGGACAAAAUACUGCUUUGGUCGUUAAUCAGGAAGGUAAACAGUGUAGCGAAAUGUGAUUCUCAAUUGCGGAGAUGCAAUACAGCGAGAUCAGAAGGUCGGGUCAUGCAACGCGAAACAGUGAUCUUCCUCACGUUGAUCUGAACUCUCGAUAUGAUCGUCGAUGACUGACAGCAAACGAUCGGAGGCGCGGUCAGGAUGCCAUCUCCCAGAGAACCCAAACAGAGACCCAGAGAGUCUCAUGGUAGGUCUAGGUCCCACGCCUCGCCCGAGAGGAGGCAGAGACGCCGGACCCACUCCCAUAGUCCCGUCAGGAGACACGCCAGGUCUCCCACUUGUCGCCACAACAGGGGCAGGAGUCCCGCGAGACAUCAUCCUGCGAGGACUUCCAGAGGAGCUUCGCACGUCCCCUCAACUCUGGCCACAUGCUCCACUGGGCCUACGUACUCGUCUUCCAGUUAUGCUCCGCGGAGCCACAGGGAUAUCGAGGAAAGCAGCAUCACCCGUCUCAUAGUGGACAGGGGAAGCAGCGAGGACGAGGAGAACAGAGAGAACAGAAGGAGAGUGAGAGAGAGGAGCGAGACGUACGUAGACGUCGUCGACGAAGGAGAUCUGAAGGAGAAUGAAUUUCACCAAAGGAUCUGCAAAGCUGCCAAAGUAGUGUCCGGGUUCCUCAUCGCAAUGGGGCUGAUUUUAGUGUUCUACGUGAUCAUCACCACAAUCCUGGGCGAAUCGACGCCCUUGGACAUCUUUGAUUUCGAAUACGACAAGGAGGAAGUACUCAAUCUUGAAACGGGCGCGAGAGACCGAGACCUCGAGAUCGAGCUGCCCAAUUUGGCCUUCGAUAAAGCGGAACUCGAGUCGGCUGACCUCGUAACUGACAAACCUGAGGUUGGGACUGGUGAACUGUUACUCCCUAGAAAGGACUACGAUGGUUUAUACGGUGACGAAAAUGAGACUUACGAGAGCGGCGUCAUCUCGCCUCUAGACAACGCGACGACGAACAAGGACGCCGAGGGGCGUUCUUAUAUAGCUUACAUUCCCGCACUGAACAAUGAGGAGGAGGAUGAGGAAGAGGAGGAAGAAGAAGAGGAAAGCAAGGAAGAUAAACAUUCUUCACGCACGAAGCCCUUCUUCGUCCCUGUCAUGAUCAUGCCCGGUGGAGGAAUGAACCCUAGUCCUAUGUCCCAUCCUAAUCUCGGGCCAAACAGGGCACUUCCUCCACUUCCACAUCCUCAUCCUCAGCCUAACCGUGGGGGAGUCCCUAGGAUCCCCCUCCCCCCUAUACAUCAGAGGAAGCCGUCUAUUCCCAUUCCUCCCAUUCGGAAUAUUCCAGGGAUGGCCUCAAAUAUGCCGAAGGGAUUGCCGAAUCCGCAGUUACCACAAGGGAAUCACUUCUCCGGUUCACUUCCGCCAUUACCUCCGUUGCCGCCGGUUCAGAAUCCCGCUAUUCCAGGCAAUGCAAAUAUUCCCAAUUUCCAGCACAAUCCUCAAGGUGGCUUGCUCAAUCACGGAGUCAGCUUCCAAGGAAGCGAGAACAACGGACACCUUUCUAUGAACGGAAAUAAUGACGGCCAUUAUCAGAAUAAUGGAAAUAUGAACAGGGUUCCCUCUAACAAUGGCUACCCCAGCUUAAAUGGCGCCCAUAAUAAUGGAUUUGGAAACAACGUUGCUAAUAAUGUAAAUCCCUUAAACAAUAUUAAUAACGGGAACCUUCAAAAUGUCAUUAAUGGAUUCAAUCGCAACAAUGGAAACGCUUAUAGGCCUAACAACGGCAACGGGAACGGCCUGAGUCUAGGUAACCCACCGAAUGGCGCCAACCGCAUGAAUCUGCCGAGCAACGGAGGCAUCCCCUCCGACAGCUCCAGCAACGAGAUCUGGACGUCUUUGUUCGAGAUACUAAAGCGCCGUUCGGGAACUGCAGCGCCGUUCAGCAGCUCAGGUUCGACGGGAAGAAUGAACGGCGGUAGCAAUCCAAGCACUCUGGGUCUUCCUCCCCGCCGGGAGAGUACUAGCCCGAAUCGCCCUCCUCCUCCAUUACCUCCGAGUGACAUGCGUCUAAGACCUCGACUGCUGCCGAAAUCGAGAAUGUCUGGACCUCUUCCAAGACCGUUUCCUCGAUACAGGUACCGGCUGCCACCCAUCCCUCCACCACCUGGAAUGCCCAUCGUUCCACGAAGGACGCCUCCUCCUAGGCCUAUGCCAAAACCACCCAAGGAGUAUCAAUACCCGAAGGAUUCGACCAGCAUUCAGGACAUCAUUAAGUUCAUGAAAGAACGCGAGAAAAUCCAACAGAACGGCAACCAAGGGACCGAGGUUCACGUUUCCUAUGGGCCUAGCGAUAGUGGCGACCUCAUCAUCGGAGACCAAAACCACAUCGUUGGGGAUAAUCCUUUUGGAGACACGCUCGACCAAUAUACCAACUCGGGAGGUCCCGGAGAUAUCAUGUUCGGGAGUGACCCAGUUUCCGGAAAUACAGUUCCGGGCGGAGGGAACAAUUUUGGCGAAGGGAACCAGGGUAAUACCCAUAUGACAUUUGGCGGGGGAGGAGUUCCUGUGUAUAACAGAGGUAAUAAUAAUUUCAAUGGCGGUGGUAACUACAACAACGGUGGGGGUAAUUUCAAUAAUGGAAACAGCAAUAAUUUUGGGAACAACCCCAGCAACAGCGGAAACAGUUUCAAUGUGCAAAGCAACAACGGCAAUCAAGGCAGCAACAGUUACAACAGCGGGGAGAACAACUUCAGCUACGGAAAUAACUAUGGUACUAGUGGCAGCAACUACAACAGUGGGGAAAAUCAAUUUAAUAACGGUGGCAAUAGUUACAACAAUGGUGGAAGUAAUUACAACGGCGGUGGAAAUAAUUACAACAGCGGUGGUAACACCUACAACAAUGGCGGGAACACGGGAAAUCCAAGUUCCGGCAAAUCUCGCCCAUUCAACAUCAUGCUGGAUGUGUAUCCUAUGGACGUCUCGCAAAGCACAUCCGGUUCCAGGCCUUUCCAGACCAGCAUCUCCUACGAGAGCAAGGACAGGUUCGAUUCGGGCCAGAACCAAUAUGGCGGGUCUCACAGCAGCGGCGGGUACUACGGAAACGAUGGCAGAUACAGCAGUACCAACGAGCGCUUUGCACCGGAAGACGACGCGAACAAACACGAGAUUAUCCUGCAUCUUAACUUGUUUUCCAAGACGCCGUCUAAGUUGGGGACAAAUGGGCGAAACGGAGGGAGCGGAGGUGAUUUCUCGGGCAGGGCUGGGGCAGUGUCGUUGGAGAUACCCCUGACGGGUCAACUGAGUCCCCUCGACAUCUACAAAGCUCUCAUGGCCAGGGCAAGGUCGGAGAGGCCACAGGCUCAGACCCAGUACAGACCAGGAAUGGAGAAAAUUCUUCCCGGCGAGAGAGACGACGUCGAGAUCGAGCUCUUCGACGUGGAGGAGGGACCCAGGCUCUUGGACGCCAUCAAGCAGGGCCUUCGGGAGCUCAACAAGGACCUCCCGCCCGACAAACGCUUCCGCAUCGACGGCGAAUCUCCGUCUCUCAUCGACUUGUACGAAGCCGUGAACGGGGAAGCCAUGGUCACUCCCUUCUCCGCCGAGGAAUACCUAGCCAACCACAACCAUAACACCAGCUAUUCCCGUCACCCCAACUACAGCAAUACGGACGAGUAUUUGUAUUACGAUUACUACGACUUCCCUGACGACGCUCGCGAUAAGGACGAGAAGAAGACCGCUCAAUCGUCCACGAGCAGGUCCCUGACGAACUACGACCACGGGGGGGCGCGUGAGCACGAACAGUUGCCAACUCCUUGCACACACAAAGACCAUGACGACGGAAAAUGAAGGAGUAUGAAGUAUGAACCUGUCGAGCAGUGCAUCAUUUACAAGCAGAAGACCGUCUUGGAAUAAAGUCUAGCUUUACUUCACGGGCUAUUAAUUCAGAAAAACUUUACUGUAUGAUAUACAACAUUACGGCCCAAGAAAGUUAAACACAGUGUAGCAGUAAGGCGUGGCAAAGAAAACGGAGCCUAGAUACUUUGGCUAACUGAACUAGUCUUGCAAACGGUUUUCUUCAUCACAGAAUGAAUAUGUUCAAACACUUGUUGAUUAGCGUAGUAAAUAUGGUGCCAAUCUUGUCGAAGAACCUGAAAAUCUUUGGCUUGGGUCAGGAAUUUCAUCUCGUUUGUUGCUGGUACAGUUAGAAUUAUUAGCGUAUAUUAGCUUCGAACUUUUACGGGCAUGAAGAUGGUAGGUUUUAGAUAUUAAUUAGUGUUUAGUGCAUUUCUGUGAUGCUGAGAUCUCUCUCUCUCUCUCUCUCUCUCUCUCUCUCU